AUGAUAAGCUUAUUUGAACUUGGAUUCUAUAAACAAGCAAAUGAAUGCUUUUAAAAAAUAACUGUAGAAAGGGUAAAUAUUAAAGGAAAUAAAAUUGAUUCUAUUGAUGUUUUGACGAUGGCUUUUAAUCAAUAUUAAGUAUUUUAUAUGGAUACCACAUAAUCUGAAAUACAAAAUGAAGAUCUUUUGAAAAUAUGUGAGGAAUAUAAAGAAUAACAUUAAAAACAAGAAUCAUAUGAGGAAGGAUUUUAUUUGUUAGGAAAAGGAAUUUAUAAAUUUAUUAAGUUCCAUAGAGAAUAAAUGGAUUAGUUUGAUGGAAAUGACCUAGAAGUAGCUUAUUAGUUAUUAGAAGAGUAUAGAUAAGAUAUUAUAAGCAUUUUAGCAUGGUGUUAUUACAGUGAAGAUAAAAUAGACGAAUCUAAUAAGUGGGGCUUACUUUUAUACAAUAUAAAUCCAAAGUAUCCAAGUAUUUGUUAUUUAUUGGCAUAUAAUUCUCAAAAUAAAUAAUAGAAAGAACUUGCUUAAAAAUUCUAUUUAGAAUCUGAGUUAUACUGCCCAAAUAGUUAUAAAGUUCUUUUUAAUUUGGCUUAUUACUAUGAAUCAAUAAAUGAUACCUAAAAAUCAGUAGAAUAUUACGAAAGGGCAUUUUAAGCUUAACCUAGGUAAGCUAUCUGCUGUUAUAAAUAUGCUAGCUACAAAUACAAAGAAGAUAAAGCAAAAGAAGCUUAUGAAAUUUUACUAGAAGGUAUAAAAUUAGAUCCAUAAGUUACUGAAAAUUACGUUCUACUUGCUUAAAUAGCUUUUAAUGAAAAUAAUAUCGAUAUUGCAAAAGAAUAUUUGUUAAAAUGUAUAGAGAUUAGUCCAUAGAAUGGGAAUUAUUAUUACAUGUUAGGAGAUUAUUAUUUUAGUAAUGAAUUGUAUUUUGAAGCUAUUAGUUAUUAUAACAGAUGUAUAGAAAAUAAUAACUAUAAAAUUAAAAAAAUAUAUUCUUUUGCAAGGAUAGGUUAUAGCUAAUUUAUGAUAAGUAAUUAUAGCUAAUCUCUAGAAGAAUAUUUUAAUGCUUGCAAUCUAAUUAUUCACUCAUUUGACUAUGAAGGCAUCUAUAAAAGCAUAGAAAAUAUAAUUAAUAGAGAUUUUGUUAGUUUAAAAGAAAUUUUAAAUUUAAUAAAUAAAUAAUCACAUUUGUGCAUAUAAAAAUUCUAACAAAUAUCGAAGAAUAUUUAAAAUAGUAAUAUUAAAUCUCUUUUCUAAUAUAAAUUAGAUAUUCUAAGAGAAUGCUUAAUGUUAAAGGUUUAUAAAUAGCAUAUCUCAAAUGAUUUAACAUUUUAACAAAAGUAUUAACAUAUAGAUCUAUAUUAUGAUUGA
Molecule: messenger RNA, 1365 nt
Organism: Tetrahymena thermophila SB210
Lineage: Eukaryota; Ciliophora; Oligohymenophorea; Hymenostomatida; Tetrahymenidae
Product: tetratricopeptide repeat protein
Exons: 1
Biological process (GO): cilium assembly; protein localization to cilium
Cellular component (GO): ciliary basal body
Molecular function (GO): protein binding
Source: RefSeq, a predicted model, not a curated record